Octopus sinensis (East Asian common octopus) is the source of this 1601-nucleotide messenger RNA. Its product is annotated as cytosolic carboxypeptidase 6-like. The record is from RefSeq and is a predicted model, not a curated record. Gene Ontology annotation, biological process: proteolysis. Gene Ontology annotation, molecular function: metallocarboxypeptidase activity; zinc ion binding. Bases 1 to 1065 code for a protein of 354 amino acids. Lineage: Eukaryota; Metazoa; Mollusca; Cephalopoda; Octopoda; Octopodidae. The transcript is spliced from 9 exons.
AUGUCAUCUCCUAUUAGUUACCAACUAAACCUUUGCUUUGUAUAUUUUGCAGGUAGUGAUUCUGAUAUCAGCGAAGAGACAUUGGUUGGCAAUGUUAAUAAGUUGACAGUUGUGCCACAGGGAUAUUUUGGCAAACCAAAACAAGGUCAUUUGACAUUUGAUGCUUGCUUUGAAAGUGGAAAUCUUGGACGUGUUGAUUACAUAACGGAGUACGAAUAUGAUCUGUUUAUCCGACCUGACACUUGCAAUCCUCGCUUCCGAGUCUGGUUCAAUUUCACCGUGGAAAAUGUUUCUGUUGAUCAGAGAGUCAUAUUCAACAUUGUGAAUUUCAGCAAGACAAAAUCCUUGUACCGUGAAGGGAUGUCACCCCUUGUUCGAUCUAACAGUAGACCUAAGUGGGUUCGUAUUCCAGCAAAGAAUGUCUACUAUUACCGUUGUCCUGACCAUAGGAAGAAUUAUGUAAUGUCUUUUUUGUUUUGUUUCGACAAAGAAUAUGACAUUUACCAGUUCUCCUAUUGUUUCCCUUACACUUACACCAAACUCCAGAAUUACUUGGAUUCAGUUGAGAAGAAGUAUUCCGACAUUUUCACCAGAGAGCUGCUCUGUCUUACUGUGCAAGAAAGACGUCUGGAUCUUGUAACCAUCACACAUCCAACUAAUUUAAAGAAACCUCAGAAACAAAGGAUGGUAUUUAUUACCGCUCGUGUCCAUCCAGGAGAAACACCAUCAUCAUUUGUUUGUCAAGGACUUAUUGAUUUCCUUGUAAGCAAUCAUAAUAUUGCAAAGUGUUUAAGGCAGCAUAUAAUUUUCAAAAUUGUACCAAUGCUGAACCCCGAUGGUGUCUAUGUUGGUAAUUACAGGUGUUCAUUGAUGGGAUAUGAUUUGAAUAGACAUUGGCUGGAACCUAACCCCUGGGCCCAUCCAACUCUCUAUGCAACCAAAAAUGUCCUGAUGGAAGCAGACAACAGUGAGUUUUGUGUAGUUUGCUGCGGGCUAUGUCUGGAUUUGAUUUUAAAAAAUGGAAAAAAAAUUAGACUACAUUUGGUACUGACAACCCAAAGAUGAAUUGAUGAAGGAAACUUCCAUUAUGGAUACAGGAAUUCUACAAAUCAAUGAUAUGGCACCUCUCUAUCUUCUCACCAAUAUUGUUGUGAUGCUUCCAUUUUUGGCCUUCUGCUAUAAACUACUUCCAUUUCAAAAGAGUCCCAAAAAAAAAGAAUCCCAAAUAAUCUGAGAUUCCUCAAAACAACAGUAUUGAAAUUAAACAUAUUUUAAAUCUGCGAUACAGAACAAGUUCCAAAUUCACUGGCAUCAUUCAUGUCUCUAUCAAACUUUCCAGACUUGGUUAAGUCCAUUUUUAAUGCUUCUUCUUUAUUUGUGUGACAUGACUGUCCACAGCAGAUUCCAGUUCUUCAAAUGAGUCUGUCACUGAUCUGUGCAAUAAAAUCAGGCACAAAGGAUAUUUUUCUGAAUGUUAAAGCACUGACCAACUAAAUUCUUCCAAAUGACAAUCUGUUUUCUCGUCCUUUUCUUUUUUAUUUCUUUCUUUUCUUUUCUUUUCUUUUUCUUUUUUCUUUUUGUCAUUUUAUUGGAAUACGAUA